AUGGAAUUGGACGGUGAUACUAAAACAAUGCUUUCUUUGAUUAGCAAAAUCGGAGACAAGGUCGGGAUGCAUAAUGAGUUAUUACCAUGUAAAAGUGGCAAAAAGUUAGAAGUCUUGGAAGGGGAUCCGCUGAUUCAACAAACUGUCAAUGCUAUUGUUGAUUUAUCACGUUUUCGACUGAGUAUAAUAGUCAACUAUCUUACCAAUCUUUUGGAAAACAUUUCACAGUCAUCAUCUACAACCUUGGAGGAAUUUGUUCCGAUUGAAAUACUACAGUCGCAACUAUUUAUCCUAAAAAUUAUGUCAGCAUCUAUGACGCAUCAUUGGAAAUGUCAUCGAGGACAAAGAGAUAUUGAGGCGAUGGCACAAGUACCCCAUUCUUCUCCAGAAUUACCACCAAUAUCACCAGCAUCAACUGGUAGUGAAGAUUCGUCUAUAUCUUCCCCCUCUCAACCAAAUUUAAAUAACGCGUUACCACGAUCUGAACAACGACAAUUUCGACCACCGAAAUCAUGGGACGAUCCACCACCAUUGGAUGAAUCAUUAGCUGUGUAUAUCUUAAAUGUGCUAUCGAGAUUUCUCCAUCAGAUGGCUAAUCAGGAGGAAAACAAUCCGAAUUUACAACAAAAUGGAGGACAAAAUACUAAUGGUAACAACCAAAAUUCUGCACAAUAUUUAGCUACAUAUGAGAUCGUCUGCGAGAUCUAUAAAAACGCCGGUCGUGUGAUAUUUUAUAUCAGCGCAUCGAACUGGAAUGUUGUCUUUUCUAAGAUUAAAAGUCGGAUUAACUAUCUAACCACUACAAACGACGAAUGGCCUGAAACUUCAGAGCUGAAACUGUUGGAAGUAUCAGAUUUAAAUUCUAAGAGAUUAUCGAUGGUUUUGCAAGAACUGUGUAAUACAUUUAUGCAUUUAAGAAGAACGGCGCAAGUAACAAUGGCGAUAGUUCUACGAAAAGCAAUAUGGAAUUGGAUCGAAGUUUUUCCCGCUGAAUUUGUGAAAUUAUGCCAGUAUCAGGAACGGAUGGAGGGAGGACCAGAAAGACUUUUUGAUAUGUGUAAUAAUUCGGCUGACAGUAAAGGUCGCAAGGCUGCCUUUUGGCCUUUACAAAUAAUGUUGUUGAUUUUGUGCCCGGAUAUUUUGCUUAACUCUAUGGAUAAGACGAUCAAUGCGAAUAAAAAAGAUCUCUGGUCAGCCCGGCCUACACCUAGAGCUCAAUUUUUGGAUAAUCUGAAAAGGCAUUUACGAGGAAGAAAUUUAGCUGAUGUUGCGGCUAUAUGCUAUGUAGAUAUUUGCAAGGCUUCGACAUAUGUUAACUCACAUGAUUCUUCGACUUUAAGAACGAUUAUCCCUGACAUUGAGAGUGAGUUAAGGCAUAAGUUAUUUGAUCCCGACAAACCAUUCCCGAGUAGUGACAAUGUAGAUCAACAAUUGAUGACCGAUUGUUUGAUAGCUUUGUUCAAACUAAAUCCAAAGGAAACAUUAUCCACCUUGGUACCUAUUUGUUUACGUGAAAAUGCACCAGGUGCUUUCAAAUUAGUGCUUGUAAAGAGUUGUAAUACCAUUGCCUCUGAGGAGGAUCGUUUGCCAUGGAAUCCACAAAUUUCAUCGAUGCACUCAAAAUUGGCCUCACCUUUAAGAAAAUUGUUUCAAGAUCUAUUGGAAAAUCGUAAUAAAGUCAAAAGUAAAAAAGCGACGACAGAAAAUUCAGAGAUAAUUCUCAAUCUAUUAAAAUUAUAUCGAUCGGAUCCUAAGUUGGCCAUAGUGGGAAAAGAUGUAAAAGAGCAAACGAGUGAAAAUCAAUCGAUAAUUUUGGGAAUCGCCGAGUAUUUAAAUGACUCCAAUAGUUUAAUUAAGAUUAGUGCAGCCGAGGCUUUGAUGGAACUUCAUAAAAUUGACCUCAUCGGAUUGUGGGGUACACCAUUACAGAAUUUCUGGAUUAUAAGUUCACAGAUUACUCUUACAGUAGCGACGCAAAUCUUGGAAAAGGAAAAAGAUGAGGGGCCUAAAUAUAUGCUAGAUUUAUUAUGUAAUCUAUUAUUUCGACGCAAUGAUUUCCUUCGAAGUCAAAAAGACAAACCUCUCAGAUGCAACAAUGUUCCUGAUCGUUUGACUUCAAAUAUCAAACUAGAAACUGCUUGUUUGGUCUUGCUGUGCUCCUCGGACUCUGAAAUUUGUUCGAUGGCAUUAGAAUGCAUUAAUCUCAUGUAUUUGGAAGCCCUUUUAACCACCGAGAGUUUUGCGAAUGAUAUGGAAGCCACCGAAUUACCACCUCCACAAAUGACCAUUGUAGAAAAUAUUCAGGUAUACCAAGAACUGGCUCAUAAUCAAGGAGUGUUUGCCGGUAGAAUGGCCCAACAAAGACGUAUUCGUAAGUUGCUGAGAAUGAUGGUACAACCAACCCCUGGUAAUCUUGGUGCAUGGGAAGAAGCAUGGGAUAGGUGGAAGACGUUAACUCAAAUUAUAGCGAAACCAGUCGAAGAUCCAGUCCCCGGACCUAUCAUUGCAAGGAGACCCAUUAUGUUUUUCAGUCCUGGCUCUCCCUUAAAGUCACAAAAUUCAGCUAUUACUUCUGGGUUAUCUGAUGAAGAAUCAAUGGAAUGGAAUCAUUACACUCGAUUCCUCGCAGCGUUAGGCGGUUGUUGUGUCCAAGACAGGUUUAUAAACGCGUCACGCAGGACAUCUAUGCCACAUCCAAAUGAUUAUCACUCUAUGGUGGAGAAAUAUAUACAAGAGAUGGUAGACUUAUUGGUUUGUGACAGUAAUUAUGUCCGUGAGAAUGUUAAGGACACCCUUGGAAAUGAUUUAAGUCCAAGGCUAUAUGUAAUACUUUUCCAUCACCUCGAAUCAAUAGUGUCAAGAUUUCUUGACUCUGCUAAUCCCAAUGAGCGAUUUACAUUGUUUGUGGACCAAGCUAUACAUGUGCUAAAGUUAAUUUUAGAACGGAUUCAUGACGCAUCGGAUAAUCUCUAUGCAUGUGAUCUUGGUGGAUUGGUUCUUUCGUUCGCAAGGUAUUUGAAUAGACUGGGCGCUGGUAAUAACGCGCUAAAGAUCAAAAAACGAAUGUGCCAGUUGGCUGAAACGUUGAUGAUUAAAAAAGAAUAUGUCAGUCUUCGUCAAGAAAUAAAACUAAGAAAUCUCUUGUUGGAGAUUAUUAUUGAGUGGACUUCUGAUUUCUCAAUGAAAACCGAUAGUUCGAGCGUGAGCGAAAAUAUGUCAAGCAAAAAUGAAAGGUUACAUCGGGACCUGGAUUCAGCAUGUUUGAAAACAAUAGUUGAGCUGUUGUUGCAACUGCCCUUGCAACCGAGCGAAAAUGCUCAUGAAGCCGACUUAAGUCAAGUCAAAUCCCAAUUAUUCUUUAAAUAUUUUACAUUCUUCAUAAAGUUAUUAAGUCGUUGUCGUAUUUUGGAGGCGAUUGAUAGUGGGACACACUCUGCAAAGAAUAAUCAAGAUUUACAGAUGUUGCUUUCAAAGUCUAAAGAAUAUGUCAAGGACCUUGGACCAUUAAAGGACUACACGAUUAUUGCAUUAUCGAAUCUUCUAAGUGCAAAUGUAGAUUCCGGUCUAAAGUAUUCAUUAUCUAUGGGUUAUCAUGAAGACACAAAGACUCGAACCGCAUUCAUGCUAGUCCUCAGAAACAUUCUUCAUCGAGGAACGGAGUUUGAAGGUUUAGGAGAGAAUGCUGUUAAAGAUCGUUACGAAAGACUUGUUGAGGUCAUUACUUCCUCAGAUCUUGAAAUUGCCCUGUCACUUUGCGAGGUCUACCAGGGACCGGAUGCAGAGGAGUUUGUUCGUGUAAUGGCAGCAGUUUUUGAGUCUCGCGAUAGGUUCUUGGAACUGUUGGAAAAAAUAUUUGACAAGGAAAUUAAAAACACAGUAUAUGAGAACGAUGUUUUCAGGCAUACCACUAUGGCCACAAGACUGUUGGCCGCAUUUGUUAAAUCACAGGGAGCUGAAUACCUUAGAGAAACACUACAACCAGUCGUAAAUGAAAUACUAUCUAAACCAAGCAAUUUUAGUGUGGAAAUAAAUCCUGAUAGGAUUCCUCCUGGCGAAAAUAUCGAUCAAAAUUUGAGUAAUUUAAAGUCUGUGACAAAAUCAUUCCUGAAUGCCAUCUUUUCUUCUACGGAGAAUAUGCCUAGAUCCUUCAAAAUUUUUUGCUAUAAUAUCGCGAAAACCAUUGAAGAAAAAUAUCCUGGUAAAUCAUUGACGACAAUCGGAUCGUUCAUAUUUUUAAGAUUUUUCAGCCCUGCGAUAGCCUCACCAGAUAGCGAGAAUAUUUGUAAACCCAUAGAAAAUAUCAGAUUUAGACAAAUCUUUUUAUCAAGCGCAAGACAAUUACCGAUUUCAACACCAUCAUCAGAACUAAAAUUGGGCGAAACAACUGCAGCCGCACGAGUAUUGGAUGACACAGACAACAAGGCCUUGCAUAGACAUCUGUAUCAUAAUCAAGAAAAGAUGGGGAGGGAUUUACAAACUCGACGACUCAUGUAUGGAUUGGCUGGGAAUUUAGAUAAUGAACAAGCUAUUAAACAAGCUUGGGAUAAAAUAUCAACAUUACUAGCUCAACUAGGUCCCCCGCCAGAAACGUCAAAGAAGGAAAUUAUGAGUGUUACGAGUCAAUCCUUUGCAAACAAUAACCAUUUCUUCCAAGAGUUCAUGAGGAGAAACAUUAAUCGUGCCACAGAACCUAUUGUAUCGAAGGAAAUAUUUUAUGAAGGUGGGCCCUCGAAGGCUCGUAGACCGGUUUUCUAUUACAUUGCACGUCGUCUUGAAGCCGAAGCUACCGACAUGGAACUUUUGAUGUAUCACGUUCUUCAUACCAUCAAGUCACAUAUGAGUAGACCUUUCGAAAUCUUGGUGGAUUUAACGCAAUUCGGAGCGUCCAAUGAGAUACAAUCUCAGUGGGUUCAACACUUUACGCAAAUAUUGCCAUAUGAAGUUGUCGAAAACCUCUCAAAAUUAUAUUUAUAUAACACAAAUACAGCUUUCAAAAAAUUUGUGAAGAAAAUUUCACGUUCUCUACCACAACAGAUAUCUAAGAGAACGGUAUUUUGUUGUUCUUUAAAUGAACUUCAUGAGUACAUUGCACCAUCUGAAGUGCGACUCCCGAGAAGCACGUCAUGUCUCGACGUAAGAAGAAACCGUAACACCUUCUCUGUGACUAGAAUUUCUCAUUAUCGAGUUCAUGUUUCUGUGACCAUUAAGAUAUGCAAUGAAUACGUUCAGAUUAUAACGCAAAAGAGGCAAGACCUUAUUAAUGGGUUAAGUUGCCAACUUAAUGAUGUCUAUCACAUCUCUGAAGUCGAAGAUGUCAAUAAUUCCCGUAAGAAUGACGAAUUUGAGUUCUUUAUCAAACCAGAUCGUGGUAGACCAUCACUUUCAUUUACAAGUCCCAAAAGAGAUGCAAUCAUACAGGCGAUCCGAUCUUCAAAGGCCAGGUACCAAAUUACGAAACCAGCCACCAUCACUGAGAGAGUCAUUCGCCCUAACGGCGUACCUGGUACAUUAUUGAAUAUGGCUUUGUUAAACAUUGGAAGCGAGGAUCCAAAUUUACGGUCGGCGGCAUAUAAUCUAUUGGUCUCUUUGAGUCUCAUUUUCAAUUUUGACGUGGGCAAUCAAUUACUCAGUGCUAAGGGGCUUUGCAUUCCAGCGAAUAAUAGCACAUUUGUUGUUCAAAUGAGUACAAGGCUUGCUUCGACCGAAACGUACCUUACCUUAGAGUUCCUGUCGGAUUUCUUUGAUGGUUUCUACAGAUCGAGCCCAGCACAAAAACACCUAUGUCUUCAAUACAUGAACCCGUGGCUUCAAAAUCUUGCUUUCUUUUGCAGAAAUGUGUCGGAAAAUCAGACUAACGUUAAGAAUACGCGAGAUAUUAUCAAAAAACUAAUUGACAUGACCACUAAAGAAACUGAACUCUACACGGCAAUUCAAGCUAACGUUUGGAAUAAGUUGAAACAGGUUGAUGAGAUCACAAAUAUCAUAAUUGAUGAAUUUAUAAAAUACGCAGUUGACCAUGGUAUCAGUUCCUCACAGGCUGAAACGGUGGCCAAUACAAUCGUCACUUUAUCUUCGGUUAAUGUUCGCGGAAAAAUUGUAUCUAGACUUCGUAGUGCUAUCCUAAGAACCUCAUCGGCAAAAACCAAGACGCUCACAGACAAUCCAGCGUGGACUGAAAUUGCGGUUCUAAUUCGAUUCAAUCUAAUGUUGUCUUUCAACAAUAAUAUUCAGCUAUACUUGCCCGAAUUAUUUCACAUUAUUUCACUUCUUGUCGCUACUGGACCUCCUCUCAUCAGAGCCUCAGUUCACGGAUUGAUUGUUAAUCUAGUACAAUCAUUGUGCACCUCUCAACAACUCGGAGAAGAAAAUUAUAAAAGGCUAACGCUAUUACUGACAGAAUUGUCCGAUCCUAAUUUUCACUACUUCUUUGGCUUGAAUCAAUCAGUUAAUAGUGCAUUUUCGAUAUCACCGGAGUCCACGCGAAAUUCUUCGGAAACAAUGCCUCUGAGUUCGUUGGAAACUGUAAUUCAAGCACUUUUGGAAGUUAUUAUAUGCGGCGCACCUUCUACAGACACUUCAAAUGCAUGGCGAGCACGUUGGAUGGGACUAGUAGCGAGCACAGCAUUCCAAUAUAACCCCUCGAUACAACCAAGAGCUUUCGUUGCACUUGGUUGUCUAGCCCGAGAAGAAGUUGAUGAUGACCUUCUAUAUCAGAUUUUAGUUACCUUAAAGACAGCAUUGAAUGCAUUUUCAGAGACGGACUGCUCACUAAUAGUCAGCAUAGUGAUGUGCCUCACGAAAAUAGUCGAAAACCUGACCGAGAAUUCAAAAUAUCUUAGACAAAUGUUCUGGCUAGCGAUGGCUCUCAUUCAAAUAGGGCACAUACCAAUAUUUCCAAGUGCUGUACAUUUACUACUUACUGUCCUUCGAUCAUUCGACGCUCAUAAUUUCUUUGCAGAAAAAGACAUCGCUACAGUCCUCUUAAGUUAUCGAGAACCUUUGAAAGAAUUGGCAGAAGAAAUGGAUAAGGAAAAUGGAAUUAAUUAUAACCAUUUUUCAUUCGCGGUAGCAGCCGCAUUACUGAAAGGGCUAAAAAAUACCACUACAAAAACAUCCACGGUAACGGUGCUAAAGUUGUUCCUUGAGAUAACUUUUAAAGGGCUAGAAACAAGAGAACAAAACAUAAUUCAUGCGUCUAUGUUGGGAUACUUGGCAGCUUGCCUACCAGCAUCAGCGAAAACGGCGGAUAUGAAGGAAUUACUAUGGCUUUGUGGAGUUUUUAAUUCUGAGUUAGAAAAUACAGAACUCGCCACGACUUAUUAUCCGAUAAUGGACAGACUAGAUAUUCCAGACAAUCAGACAGCGCUAUUAUUAAUAUCUUUAAUGGUUACACUUCUCCAGAAUGCCGACAGUGAGUCGGAAAGAGUAUUCUUGUAUGGAUUCUUAGCGGAAGCGUCAAUCACCGUACCGGAAGUUUUUGCUCUAGUUUACGACGUACUUCAACCGAAGAUGAGACAAAUAGUGGAGAACAGUAGUUCUCUAUCGAUUCUAGAUGCUGUGCAGCAGAUUUUAAUUACAGUUGUAUCGGAACCUCAAUAUAUGAGAACAAGAGGAGAUCACAUGUCUUAUUUAGAAGAAAUUGGAUUUAAACACUUGAUGGACUCGGGUUCAUUUCAACCUGUAACCAAGGAGAAAAUGAAGGUGAAUGCAAAGUUGGCGAGUAAACUAGUUGGUUGUAUGAUUAUAAUUAAAUAA
Molecule: messenger RNA, 7755 nt
Organism: Acaulospora morrowiae
Lineage: Eukaryota; Fungi; Glomeromycota; Glomeromycetes; Diversisporales; Acaulosporaceae
Source: the annotation of a GenBank genome assembly